CAAGCUUCUGCCCUAGGAACUUAGCGAUGGAGCUGCGGUGCGUGCUAGACAACGUCCAGGGGCUCGUGGAUUCGCUCAGCGCUGUGCGAUGGAAGAAACAACAGAAAGCUUUCUUCUUUUCACUCCACAGGACGCUAUUUGCGAGGUCUCGGAGCAUGGACUGGUGAUCAUCGUAGAAGAAUGGGGAUGCCUCCAAGCUCGAGUUUACUACAGGAAAGAACUCUUUGUUUCAUACGAGUAUUCGGCAGAGUCGAGGCCGAGAUUUGGCGUCAGCCUUGGCUUGCUCGUUGACACCUUGAGCACAUUUUCUUCGACUGGUACCACUGGGCUUGAGCUCUCGUAUCCCGGAUCGGACAUGCAGCUUCUCCUCAAGCUCACGGACGCUGAUAAUACGUGCAUCUACGCUGAAAUUCGAACCAAAGUCACGGACACUGUCCCGAAAGAGUACAGUGUAGACGGCGAUGGUGGUCGCCGAGCAGUCUUUGCAGUGAAGUCGGCGGCGUUGAAAGAAGCCAUUGACGAUCUCGAGUGGCCGGGCUCGAGCAUUUCCAUCACCAUAUCUCCCGAUCCAGCCGGGGUGAUUCUCAGAGGGGAAGGCCAUCAUGGAGACCUGCAGAUCGACUUCCCGUAUGAUGCUCACAACGAGCUCUUUGCCGCGUUCCAGUGCCAAAGCGAAGUAAGCUACAGCUACAAGUAUAAGUUUCUGCGAGCAACCACAGCCAACGUUCCAAACAGCGUGACGAAAGACAACAGGGGCAGCAAGCUAACCAUUGGAGCCGGGGGCCUCCUCAAAGUCCAGCAUUUAAUCUCCCUCCGCCAGGCGCAGCAGCACAAUAUGGAUCCAAAUCCCACACAGCAGGGCCGCGUUUCUUACGUCGAGUUCUACCUAAUGCCAGACGAAGAAGCGUGAGUACAGCGCUUGAUUAAUAAGAAGAUCAUAAAGGAAAAUAUUUUGUUUUAA
Molecule: messenger RNA, 961 nt
Organism: Selaginella moellendorffii
Lineage: Eukaryota; Viridiplantae; Streptophyta; Lycopodiopsida; Selaginellales; Selaginellaceae
Product: cell cycle checkpoint protein RAD1
Exons: 7
Coding region: 89-910 (273 amino acids)
Biological process (GO): DNA repair; DNA damage checkpoint signaling
Cellular component (GO): checkpoint clamp complex
Source: RefSeq, a predicted model, not a curated record